This is a messenger RNA of Coffea arabica (coffee), 1034 nucleotides long. RefSeq lists its product as uncharacterized. NCBI's taxonomy places the organism in Eukaryota, Viridiplantae, Streptophyta, Magnoliopsida, Gentianales, Rubiaceae. The record is from RefSeq and is a predicted model, not a curated record.
CUCACGAUCACGGGAGCGAUUGAAGGUUCAUGUCAACUGUCUACACCAAAAAUCCCAACACAAAUACCCCACUGGCUGGCUCUAGCAUUCACGGGAGCGUUAGAAGGUUGAUGUCAGUUGCCAACACCAAAAAUCCAACACAGAUACCCCACUCUAGUCCUCCUAAUGCACUAUAAAAGGCCGCAAUCAACUGCAUGCCACCCAAAAUUAGAUAAAAAGGUCAGCUAUCUUUCCACACUUUGUAGCAAGAAAACCCGAUUUUACUUGUCACAGACCAAAAAAAUGAAAUCGAUCGUUUUCCAAUUUGCUCUGGUUCUUCUCUUCUCCAUCUCAUGCCACUCUUGGGCGUUCAGUACAGGUGGUAAAGCAGGAGACGAGAAGCCAGACCCUGCCGAAGCCGUCGCUAGUAGUCCUAGCAGCAGUGGCGGUCCAAGCUCAACGGAGAGUCCAUCAGGAGCAACAGGCUCGGGUCAUGGCUCAAACUGGGACUACAACUGGGGAUGGGGCUCCAGCCCUGGAGCUGGAUGGGGUUAUGGCUCGGGUUCAGGGCGUUCGCCCAAUGGGUUUGGCAGGGGUUCUGGCUUUGGUUGGGGUUCAGGCAGCGGUUCAGGAUCUGGAUACGGCUAUGGUUUCGGUGGAGGCGGUGCCGCUGGAGGUGGAGGUGGUUAUGGCUCUGGAAGUGGUGCCGGUGGCCAUGCAACAGGUAGCGACAGCUCAGGGGCUUCUGAGGUUCGAUCGCCAUCUACUUCUAGGCAAAAAAACACCCAUGCGUAAAGAAAUCGUUCUGGGGUCUGCGUCUACAUAUUUCUCCAGGACCAUAAUGGUUCAAUUGCGUGUGUAUGUAAUGCAUCUACGGUGUGUAGGAACUGUAUUCACGUGCAACGGUCUGUCUGCAUCCUUUGUUCUCUAAGUGACGGUCUUAAUACUGUGAACUAUCGGUGUUAAAGAUUAUCUACAUAUUUGUGUGAAUUCUUCCCUCUCUGUCCCUUUUGGCCGCGUUUACUACUGCUGUAACUUGUACUCCGACUGAUUAA